Molecule: messenger RNA, 10353 nt
Organism: Mugil cephalus (flathead mullet)
Lineage: Eukaryota; Metazoa; Chordata; Actinopteri; Mugiliformes; Mugilidae
Gene: cux1b
Product: cut-like homeobox 1b
Exons: 23
Coding region: 383-4576 (1397 amino acids)
Biological process (GO): regulation of DNA-templated transcription
Molecular function (GO): DNA binding; DNA-binding transcription factor activity, RNA polymerase II-specific
Source: RefSeq, a predicted model, not a curated record
UCUCCGGGGGCUGUGUUUUGUGUUUUUUCCGCGGCCGCUUCGUAGGUGUUUGGGAAGAGAAUUCAAGACCUCUUCCUCACAUUGAUGAAAGUGGCUCUCUCGCUGAUCAGAAAUUGAUCCUCUUUGUUCAAUUCAACAUCGAUCGGACACUGCAACUGGGCAAGCCAGGGCGACGCCGCGGGGAUGCGCCGAAAUAAAAGCCGAACGGCGGGGCUUUGGCGAGGAGCUCUCGGCUGGCUAUCUUUAUUGCGUGUUGUUCAACUUUUACCGGAGCGAGUAGCCGUAGUUAGCCCGACGCUUUAGCCGCUGUAAGGUUGGAUAAUUUGGGGGAAAAAAAAUAAGUGCGACUCAUUAUACGGUGGCGCUGUGGUGACACCGACCGAUGAGACGGGCAGCACAGACACAAACGGCGCUUUGCUCGUGUUUUUUACUCUCAUUAUCGAAAGAACUAGACACCACCGCCACACAGCUUGCCAACAGACAGGACGAGAGCGAACAGUCCAGGAAGAAACUAAUCGACCUGAGCCGUGAGUUCAAGAAGAACACUCCAGAGGAUUUUCGGAAACAGGUUGCCCCUUUGCUUAAGAGCUUCCAGGGAGAGAUCGAUGCCUUGAGUAAGAGAAGUAAAGAAGCAGAGGCCGCCUUCUUGAACGUGUACAAGAAAAUAAUUGAUGUCCCAGAUCCUGUACCUGUGCUGGAGCUGGCUCAGCAGCUGCAGCUGAAGCUCCAGAGGAUGCACGACAUUGAGACAGAGAACACCAAACUUCGAGAGACACUGGAGGACUACAACAAAGAGUUUGCCGAGGUUAAAAACCAAGAGGUGACCAUUAAGGCCUUGAAGGAGAAGAUCCGCGAGUACGAGCAGUCCCUCAAGAAUCAGGCUGAAAACCUGGCCCAAGAGAAGCAGCUUCAGCUACACAACGACUAUGCAGAGAAGGAGAGGAAACUUCAGGAGAGCCAGGACUCCAUGUCCUCGAGGUUGGAGGAGGCCGAACACAAGGCUCAGUCCCUACAGACAGCACUUGAAACAACUCAGGCCGAGCUCUUUGAUUUGAAGACCAAGUAUGACGAGGAAUCCACAGCAAAGGCCGACGAGAUUGAGAUGGUGAUGACAGACCUGGAAAGAGCCAAUCAGCGAGCGGAGGCAGCUCAGAGAGAGGCAGAGUCGCUCAGAGAGCAGCUGUCUUUGAGCAACCAAUCCCUGCAGCUCAGCAGCCCGGCCAAGGCCGACACCGACACGGAACAGGCGCCGGAGGUGGCAUCCAACUCGAGUCUGGAGGCGGAGCUCAGGGCCAAAGAAAGGGAGACUGCCCAGCUGGUGGAGGAUGUCCAGAGACUGCAGGCCAGCCUGACCAAACUCCGAGAGACCACCAGCUCCCAGAUCACACAGCUGGAGCAGCAGCUUAGCAGCAAGUCGGCAGUUCUUAAGGAACUGGAAGACAAACUGCAGAAGCAAGCUGACUAUGAGGAGGUGAAGAAGGAGUUGAGUAUCCUCAAGGCUAUGGAGUUUGGAACGUCUGACGCCGUGCAGGACUCAUCCAAAUCCCUGGAGGUGCUGCUGCUGGAGAGGAACCGUGGUCUUCAAUCAGAGAGCGCCGCUCUGCGCAUCGCCAACACUGAGCUGAGCGGGUCAGCCGGGCGAAAAGGGACAGAAGAGUCCACAACGAAGGAGGAGACCGUGCCCAGCGACCCCUCUUCCUCGCCCCCUCCUCCCCCUCUCUCUGUCCCUUCCUCCUCUCAGCUGCCCCAGUCCCGCACUCACACGGACCCCCUCAACACUGCCACCACCACCAGCAGCAGCAGCAGCGAAACGCACCCCUUCACUCCUACGGGCAUUGGACAGGACUUCUACUCCCCCGUGUUCCCUCUGGUGGGUGGUAAGAUGGCUUUGAACUCCCUCAUUCAGCGGCAGCUGCUCCAGACCUUCUACUCGAAAGCCUUGCAGGAGUCGUCUGGAAUCCCCAGCGGGGCUCUACUGUUCACCCCCUUCACUCCAACCCUCAGCUCCAUCCCUACCUCCACCCCAGGCUCAGGGUCUGCUGCCAUCCCCCUGGCAGCCAGCAGCCCCCAGCCGCCUCCGGCCAGCCCAGACAUGGCCCCCGUUAACGGGAGCAGCACGGCUGGCAGCGCCCCGUCGCCGUCGCCCAGCCACUCCGACGCUACCACAGGGAGCGUUCUGGACGGGGAGGACAUGGACACGGCGGAGAUUGCUCGGCAGGUGAAAGAGCAGCUGAUCAAGCACAACAUUGGUCAGCGUGUGUUCGGCCACUAUGUGCUGGGACUGUCCCAGGGUUCGGUCAGCGAGAUCCUGGCCAGGCCGAAGCCGUGGAACAAGCUAACGAUCCGGGGGAAGGAGCCCUUCCACAAGAUGAGGCAGUUCCUCGCCGACGAGCAGAACAUCCUCGCGCUGCGCAGCAUCCAGGGACGGCAGAGAGAGGGCUCAGGACAGCCCCAGCUUAGCCGAGUGUUUCAGGAUGUUCCGAAGCGGAGAACCCUUUCCGAUACAGCUUCACACGCAGGUAACAUUACUGCCCGUGUCCGCACCCCUGAGGCAGGUUCAGAUGAAGCUAUCAAGUCUAUACUGGAACAAGCCAAAAGAGAGCUGCAGGUGCAGAAAGCUGACCUGUCCCAUGCUCAGCCGUCAUAUACGGGACUUAAAGGCGGUGGCGGAGGUGCGGUGGGAAGCGGAGGGGGCGGCGGCGGCGGCGGAUCAGACGAAGCCAUUCGCUCCAUCCUGGAGCAAGCUCGUAGAGAGAUGGAGGCCCAACAAGCCGUACUGGAGCCCAUCCUCAAAGCCUCAUCUUCCUCUUCCUCCUCAGUGUCACUAUCUCACAGGGACCUCCUGAGCUCUCCGCUCACCGCGCCCCUCCCCCCUUACAAUCCCCUGGCGCUCUCCCUCAAAAAGCCCACCAGCUCCCUCUUGUCCUCGCCCUCUUCCCCGUCCCCGGUGCUGGACUUCAGCUCCGGCGUGAAGAGGGAGGGCCGGGCUUCUUCAGGGAUGGACUUGUCCGUUGACGGGGCUCUCAGGCUGGGUCGGAGCUCCGAGGCUUCGGGCCGCUCCGGAAGCGCCGGGGGGCUGGGUUACUGGAGAGAACAGUGGUGGAACAACAUGCAUUCGGACCCGCGGAGGACCAUGUCCAGUCAAACUGUAGAGGAGAACCACAACCAGGAAGACUCAAAAGAGGGAAUAUUGAGUGACAGUCUGUCUCGACACAAACCGUGGAACAAGUUAAACCAGAGGAGCAGAGAGCCAUACCUCCGCAUGCAGCCGUGGCUCAAUGGAGACCAGGGGCAAAACACACACAUCCAGCAAGCUCAGAACCAAGAGGGUACCCCCAAGACAUCGGCGAGCUGCAGCCCCGCUCCGGAGUCGCCCCUCAGUUCGGCCGAGGAGUCCGUCAAUGGUCUCGGCGGGGAUCCACUCGCUUCGCAGUCCUCCUGUCUCAAACCUCCGUCUGAAGAUCCUUCAGGUGGAGAGUCUCAGCCCGGCACCCCGCUGCCUGUGCCAGGUCACUCGGGUCUCAGCAUCCAGGAGAUGGUCGCAAUGUCUCCUGAGCUCGACACUUACGCCAUCACCAAGAAGGUUAAGGAGGUGCUAACUGAUAAUAACCUUGGUCAGCGCCUGUUUGGGGAGACUAUCCUGGGUCUGACUCAAGGUUCUGUCUCAGACCUGCUGGCCAGGCCCAAACCCUGGCACAAGUUGAGCCUGAAGGGUCGGGAGCCCUUUGUCCGUAUGCAACUCUGGCUCCAGGACCCGCACAGCGUGGAGAAACUCAUGGACAUGAAACGCCUGGAGAAGAAAGCUUACAUGAAGAGGCGGCUGAGCUCCUUGAGUGAUGGCCAUUCUGUGGACCCGGGCCUCAUGGGGCCGGAGUACGUGCAGGGCUCCCAGAGCCCGGGGCAGCAGCAUCUGAAGAAGCCCAGGGUGGUGUUGGGUCCCGAGGAGAAGGAGGCCCUGAAAAGAGCUUACCAGCAGAAGCCGUAUCCAUCCCCGAAAACCAUCGAGGAGCUGGCCUCUCAGCUCAACCUGAAGACCAGUACUGUUAUCAACUGGUUCCAUAAUUACAGGUCACGUAUCCGGCGAGAACUCUUCAUAGAGGAGAUCCAGGCGGCUGGAGGCGUGGGGCCUGGCAGUGAGGGAGGAUCCCCUUCCCUCCGUGGGUCCAAAUCAGGGGAGGGGGACAGCUGUGAUGGGACAGAAUCUGAGGGCACAAUGGAGGCGCGCCAGGGACUGGGCAUGGGCCUGGAGGAUCACAGAGGAGCGUUCAAAGACCACGACAUGGAGGCUGAGUCUGAGGCAGGGGGCUCUAAUAACUCCCCUGUCCAGUUAGACUGCACCACCUCAGGCUUAGUUGGGCCAGGCUCCAGCUGCGGAAACAGUGGACUGGGGCUCUUCGGCCUCACGGAGGCGUCCUCCAGUAGCUCUGCCUCUAGUACUAAUGUCCCAGCCGCUGGCCCCACCAGAAACCCCAGGGACAACAAUCUGCGCAAGAAGAAAGCAGCCAAUCUCAAUAACAUCAUCCACCGGCUGGAGAAGGCUGCCAGCAAAGAGGAUCCCUCAGAGUGGGAGUUCUAGCUCCCCCCUGACCAUCCUUCAUCCCUCUCGUCUCAUAACCUCACGACCUCUAACCUUGGACCCCUCCUGCUCUGUUCCAGUCGGAGAGUGGACACAGCCAAAGUCAAGCUCAGCAGCCAUUUUUAUUACAUAGAAGCUUUCCGGAAAGAGGAAAGAAACAAAGAGUGGUUGGCAAAACCCUUAAAAGAAGAUUUACUGAGUACAUAGAAGAACAAAAUAAGAGAACUUAAGUGUCUCUCCUUUUUUUUUUUUUUUUUUUUUUUUUUUUUUAAACUGAGUUUUGUUUUUGUACUGAGAAAAGCACUUAGCCGUCCUGCUGGCCUCUGGCCCUGCUGUACCUCCCCUAUCACCAGCCACUGGUGCACCAGACUGGUUAGUCCUGAGCUGGGGUCUGACCCGCAGCUGGGGUUGAAACCCGGACUCAGUAAACACAGGCAAGGCCUGACACAGCAGCUGUCACAGUGAUAGACACUGAUAGAUGAUAGAUAGAGACAGGAACUCUCUUACAAGAACUCUCACUUUCUUAAAGGAGAUUUUUUCCGCUCUUCUUCUCACCUCCCAAGUGUCCACAAACCUCCCCUCACUCAGUGAGACGCCUCAUUUUUCACACUGUAGAGUGACUGUUACAAACCCUUUGCCUUUUUCACUCACUGCGUGUGUGUGUGCGUGUGCGUGUUUGUAUGUUAGGGGAUCGUGUCAGUGUGCACCUGUGUACGUGUGUGCGUAUAUACACAUCCAAAAAAAAAAGAAAAAAAAAUACGGUGUGUGUAUGUAUGUGUGUGUGUCCUCUUCUCAAUGGCAGCAUGUUUUCUUUUUUAUCUCACUCCUACACUCUUAAGAGGGUAGUGGAAGGCCUGCCGGCUGAGCUGCCAUGGUUACUGAUGUAAGAAAGAUGAACUUUGACCUGUUGUGUCCCAUAUCCUAUCCUGCUGACAGCCAUGUGAUGGCCAGAAGGAUCUGUAAUUCCUCACAAACACACGCACUCAUCUGAAGAGGAAGGAAGGAAGGAAGGAACCCUCUUUUUUGCCUCCUUAAAACCUUCUUUUUAGGAUGAAGGAUGAUCUCUGUUUUUUAAAAUAUUGCAAUUUGGUUGCCAAUAAGAGAUUGCACAGUCUUUUGACUCUAAAGAGUACAAAAUAGGGAAUUUUAGGAAGCAUUUUUAAUUAGUUCAAAAUAAGAAAAUAAGAGAAUAACAAGUUACUGUUUAAAAAAAAAAAAAAAGAAGCGAAACAAAUUAGAAUGGAGUAAUAUUGCGUUGUUGAAAUACAAUACGAUGAAUUCACGUAGUACUGUAGCUGUCUGACAUGGUGAUACUAUACGUGUCUCUUUGUUGUUUUAGGUUGUGCACGUCACAGCUUUGCCCAGCACUGGACCUGCUGGGUGUGUGUGUGUGUCUGCGUGCGUGCGCGUGUGUGUGUGCGUGCGCGUCUGCACCACCGACAAUUUUUCUCUGUUCACGAACACACAUCUUUUUAUAGGCCAAAUCAGGAAGAGUGUGUGUGUGUGUGUUUGUUUGUUUGUUUGUGCGCGUCUCGUGUGCAUUUGUACUUGCCUGCAUGUAAGUCGGGGUCGAGGUCAAUUCACUCGCAACGAAAGUUUUUAGAGGCGCGUCGUCGGAAUUCGCGACUGAAAAAGAAAAAUGGGUUUUGGCAAAUGAAACGCGCGGCGCACGGAGCUCGACCGACCGACCGCGCGCGUCCCGAAGUGAAUUCACCCCAACCCUGGUGUGAGUAGUUACCACUCUCCUCCAGUCUAUCCUGUAUCCAGGGAUGUACGUCUUUUGCAUCGAAUUCUACUGUAUACACUACAAAUUAUAAGGCAUAUCACCUCCUCCCUGUCCCACACAAGCCCUCAGUGCCUGUCAGCCCACUGCCUCCCCUUCGUGUGUGUGUGUGUAAGUGUGUGUGUAAGUGUGUGUGCGUUUGCGUGGAUGCACGUGCACGCAUGCCUGUCAAUAUACAUGCGUGUGCACAAGUGUGCGAGAUUGAGGAGCGUUCAGUGUUUCCUAUGAGUGGGGUCAUAUUUCGUAUCUACUUGCACACACUACUAGUGCACAACUGACACCCUUCUUUAAGCUGUUUGAUGCGUUACCAUUACAUUAAUCUUCUCACAAAGUAGUGUAAUACUAUGAUUUACUGUAGCUUGGUUUUAUUGCUAUUUUGCAUUUAUAGUUUGGUUUUUAUUCUGCUUAUUUAUAGGUGCUGUAUUUUUCAUUUAAUGUCUUAUCAUUUGAGUUGUCUAUUUUUUAAGGGAUUAUACUGUUCCUGAGGGCAAGUAACAUUUUUAUUAGACGUUAUAGACUGCCGGCAGUAUUGGUUAAUAUUUACAAAGAUGUACUAGUUCUCAUUUGUUUGUAUAUUCAUGAAUCCUAAAGUUUAGCGUCAUUUCAAUAGCUUUGAGAAAAAAAAAAAAGAUGUGUUUGCUACAGUUCAUGCUCCCGUAAGCAUCAAGCUCUUACCACAACUGUUAUGCUCUUAAACUGCUAGCUAGAGAAUCAAAGGACAUAUCAAGAUCAGUGGAUAUAUGAUCGCAUAUCUCUGUUUCUGUUUUCUAUUCUCCAAUAAUGUUUUUUUGUUUCGUUUUGUUUUUCUUCCUGGGCAAGCCCAACACUAACGCUCGGCAGGGCAUGCAGCUUUCUUUAGAUAGACUUCGCCCGCUCAUUAAUCACAUUAACAUAAUUAACUGGUCCAAAUUGAUACGGUUUGUCAAAUAGGUCAAACGAAAUUACCUAAACUUGAGAACACAUGUUAACUUGAAAGAGGUCAUAUCUGCCAAAUUGAGAUUAGAGAAGUGUACCAGCUAGCAGGUGUGCUAUGCCAGAUCGAGCAGAGAUAGCCAGCCUAUGAUUAUGCAGAAUUUCUAUUGCAGUUAGUAACAAAGCACUUAUUAGGAUCUUUUUAAGACUUAACCUAGGACAGGGUCUGUAAACACUACAACAGAGUACGAUCCCAGGAAUCCUGGGAAGUGUAUGCCUUUUUUUAAAAAAAGAAAAAAAAAGAAAAGUGGUUGUAAACCAAGCACAGACUCUUAUCCACAUCCUAACACUAAAAAUUAAAACAUAAGAUAGUUGUGGCCGUGUUUUCUACAGAAGAAACUGUAUUCCUAUCCAGCAAACUCUUACUUCAAACUACAAGUGACAGUGUGACAGAAAGGGCCGUUGUCCUGUACAGUUGUAGAUAUUCCGAGUAAACCCGCCUGUUUGAGUUUCUAAUCUCCUCAGUCCAUCCUUAAAGCCUCGCCUUUUCCCUGAAUGUACAUCCGGAUACAUUGGCAGCCUGUCAAAAGGUACUGAUAACGUCGUUGCACUGACUGCGUUACGAUGCGUUAGCUUAAAUUGGAUUUUCCUAACGUGUCUGAUAAUUGUACAAAAAAGAAAGAAAGAAAGAAAGAAAUCUCAAAACUUUGGCUCUUCCUGUGGACGACUGAUGUGAGACAUCUGUCUUCUGCGGCGCGCUGAAAGGAACGCCGCCUCCUGUUGGGCUGCUGCUUGGUCCGAACAACCACCGCCGCCGCCGCCGUGCGUUUUUAUGGAGAUGAACAGCUACUGUAAAGUAUAAGCACUUAACCCAUCAGCCAUUUUAUAGCCAGAUCCAUCAGCUCACCUGAACCACGUGAGAUCAUCAGAUUUGUGCCUUUAACUGCCAAGCAGGGCACCAAACUAGUGAUGUCAUCCGACGAGUUGUUCAUAACGAAUCCAAAGUCCUGAUCACAAAUUUAUUUCUCAGACUAUUGGUACUUAAAGAACAACUUGCAGGUUGAAUUAAUGCGUGAGCGCGCACGCGACUGGACUUUACAGGCUCUAAAGUAAAAGCUAUAGAGCCAAAAAAAAAGAAAUACGGAUCCUCGCAGUAGUUUUGACACUGAAGAUGUUUAUAUUCGUGAACGGAGACCAGGAAACGGCGAGAACUCGGAGGAAAAACGUAGGCAUUAACUUUUCAAAGGAUCAUUUACGAGAAGUGUAACUUUAACCUGCAAGUUGCUCUUUCACACUUUUUUUUUUCCUCAGCCCCCCUGGAGAGGGUUGUAUAUAACCGCCGGAGUGCAGUUGAAACGGGAGAAAACAAACUCGCGCGUUCUUCUUAUGACUCACCCGCGGUCGCGUCUCAGUCCGGGUCUUGUUGUUUUCCCACAGUGCAUUUCUUACGUUGUACAUAAAACUAGCAGCGAAAGGCCAGAGCAUUGAAUGAAGGAGGAAGCAUGCAGAAACAGCAUACACUGUAAUAACACUGAAUUUAUUCAUAGGGCAUUUUGUAUUUUUCUGUUUGUGUCAGGUUUGCUGUGACAUUAAUAACGGCACUACAGGUAUUGAUAAUGACGUGUGCCAAUUCUAAUGGUUAUUUGGAAAAGAGACGUGUAAAUACGGUCGAUCAAGUAGCUAUCGAUUCAUUUAUUGUCACAGUAUGCUUUUGUUUUGAAGGCAGGAGGAGAGAAGGGACGAUUCAGGACUUUUCCAUGAUCCACAGAUAUUUUUCUACAAAUUUAAAUCAGAUGAUUCUAUACACUGUUGAAUAACAUUGUAAAGGUGUAACAGAUGCUGUAUAUCAUAUCAUGUUUUCUGAAGUCGUAAAGCUUUACUGUAUGAUCUGUUGAAGUAGUGGUUAUUCAUUUGACAUAUUAGUUGUAAUGGAAGCCCGAACAGCAGCACUGGUCACCAUAUUCAGGAAAAGAGGAAAAAAAAGAAAAAAAAAAAGAAGAAGAAAAAAAAACCUCAGAUGUUUUUUGUAAUACUUUUAAAAUAUAUCUUAUGAAGUGGGUUUUGUAAGGAAACACUUUCUGAAUCAGCGGUGCUGUAUGCAUAGCACACUCAGUAAUACAUACACACAUAAUACAGCACAAUACACUCAGCCUUUAAACUCCCCCUUCCACUUAACUUGCAUGCUUUUAUUGAUUUUUUCUCUCACAUUGGCUCCAGCUAAUUUUUAAGUCUUAAACUAUUUCCUCAUGAACUGCGUUAUCAUGCUUUUGAAACUGUAACAGUUUUUGUUUUUUUAACAGCCAGAGAUCGACUCUGGAGCGACAAACAUUUCAACAAUCGCCAGACUUAAAAGAGGAAGCAAAAAGCCAAAUAGUGAAAUAGUUAUCCACUUCUGUUGAGAGGUUGCUGACUGGUUUUCUGUGUAUUGCUACCUAGUGUCGUUGCUUCGGUUCACCCAUAGCUUAAACCACAGUGUAGUCUGACAACCAAAUGACCUGGGGAGACCUUCACCCCCGCGCUCCCUUUUUGGAAAGCUUUAAGAUGCUUGUUGAGGCUUUAGCAAGUUCAGAGUGUUUUUAGAUGAUUUUUUCUUUUCCCCCUCCCCCUCCUUUACCGAACCCGUCAUCAACAACGUGGAAGUAAUAAUUCUCAUAACUUCUCCCACUGCUUAUUUUUGUGAGUGUGCGCGUAUGUGUGUGUGUUGUAGUACAAACGGCUGCAUGACUGUAAAGGGAUGGUUUUUAUUUUUUAUUUUUUUUUCUUUCUUUUCCGAAAGUUGUUUCCCCAGCACUUCUUGUCACUCCUGAGAUGCUUUUCGUUUUUUCCUCCUCCGGGGCAUCCCUCCCUCUCGUUUUUCCUCAUGUAUCAUUGUUUCUUUAUCUUUCUAUUACUAAACGUAUCAUGUUGUUUGUUCUCAGCACUGUAAAACAGUCCCUUCUACAACAUUGAAAAGCAAUAUCACUGUAUGAAACGUUCACAAUGUAUUUGUUAUGAUUGACAUUUGAUUCAUCAUCAUCAUUAUUAUUCACAUGCACCCUAGGUGUGAUAAUUGAAGUAAAUCUCUUUUAUACAAAUACUAAAA